Messenger RNA from Tripterygium wilfordii, 1019 nucleotides. RefSeq names its product thioredoxin H-type-like. The transcript has 5 exons. Bases 394 to 816 code for a protein of 140 amino acids. Lineage: Eukaryota; Viridiplantae; Streptophyta; Magnoliopsida; Celastrales; Celastraceae. The record is from RefSeq and is a predicted model, not a curated record.
UACAUUCUCUCCUCUCAUGAAAGAAGACGGUUAGGGGUAGUUUAAGACAAGUCGUUGCCAGGAAACAAAGCAUUGGUGGUAUUUCGCGUAUUGACUGUUAGGUAAUUCCAGGCCAGAGAACAAGGAAUAAUGACGUUUGAUUUGUUAGGAUAGUGAUCAAGUUUGUCUCUUUAUGAAAAUCCAAUUUCUGAUAUAUUUAUCAUGGAUUAGCCUUUUCGGGCUCCAAUGUUGAAUUGGUGAUUUUAGGGUUUUUAUUUGGAUUCCUAUUUUGAAUGUCCUCCUCGGAAUGCAAGUUUAACUGCCUCGUCGAAUCGGUAUUAGGCGGUUAGGCGCUUAUCCUAAAGGUAACUUGUGCAUUACUGCUGCUAGGUUGGAAUUUGAGUUUCUGACAUCAUGGGAGCUUGCUUGACAAAGAAUCACGAUGAUGGUGAUGGUGAUUCUGAUCACGACAUUGACUUUGCUGGUGGUAAUGUGCACCUGAUUACCAAAAAAGAGAGUUGGGAACAGAAAUUGUCACAAGCAAAUAAAGACGGAAAGAUCGUAAUUGCGAACUUCACUGCAACAUGGUGUGGUCCUUGUAGAAUGAUUGCGCCAUUCUACAGCGAGUUAUCUGAGAAAUACCCGUCUUUAAUGUUCUUGGUGGUCGAUGUUGACGAACUAAGUGAUUUUAGCAGUGGAUGGGAUAUCAAGGCCACUCCUACAUUCUUCUUUCUUAGAGAUGGCCAGCAAAUUGACAAACUUGUAGGAGCCAACAAGCCAGAACUACAGAAGAAGAUAACUGCUGUAUUGGAUUCAAUCGGCCCUUGUCAAAAAUGACUCUGCAGUGCUUUAUGUUCAAAAGGCCAGUGGAUUAUGCAAUGUUUUCAGUCUAUAUGUUGCAGAUUUGUAAUGUAUAUAUGUCUCUUUGUUGUGGACAUAUAUUUAUUGUUGAAAAAUUUUGGGUUCUUGACCAGGGGGUGAUGGAAAUUCAUUGCAGUCCGAUGUAAAGUGAGGUGAAUGUAUGAAUUUUUUUUUUUUCA